AUGUCGAGGUCUCCUAAGAAACGAAAGACGAACCCCCCAACGGCACCAUCGGAUGCCUUGAGCGAGUACAGCCUGCCAACACCCUCCGAUCGAGUUCGGGCUUCAAGCCCCCCCCGUGAACUCCGUGAGAUUUACAAAUAUGCUCAGCCCCCAAUACGCUUCCUUACUACGCCAGACGAGCAUACACCUGAGACGGUACUGGAGCUCUUCAAGAAUCUCCAGGAGGCAAGUAGUGCUGCAGCCAUUCCUGCAAUUUUUAAGGCGCGAAUCCACGAUACCUAUCCUUAUCAAAGCAUUCCCUUGAGCGCAUUUGUGCCAACGGAACAGACACUACAAUCAUCAGAAGUAGAAAGCACAUGGAAACUUGCUGCCUCUCUUCUGUCGAAAGCCAGGCAAGCGUUUGAAGGGAAUGAGCCGGAAGGGUCCUGGAUCCGCUUGGCGUCUGAGGUUUUGGAUGGGGUUUUUGAGGGAAGUGAGCUCAAGCUGCUUCGCACGAUGGAUGUGCAAUAUUCUGACAUCAAUUCCGCCACCUUACUGCCGACAGUCAAUGAUUUCGCUAUUCCGGUCAAAAAAGCUGAUCUGGCUGUAGCCAUCCAUAGCGCGAAACCUGCAGCAAGCAUGAUAUAUGAAAGCAUUCGGAAGCAAAAUCCAGCAAUGAAGUUAAGCCAGAUGCAAGAUGCAAGCGUUUCUCGCAUGGCUUUACCUAUAUGCGUCGAAGUGGGAGAACCUGGAAAGUCCUACAAUGAAGCAUCUAUUCAGCUUGGCGUGUGGUGUUGCGCUGGCCUGUUGAAGCUGCAUGAGCUGAGAUUGCAACAAGGCGACAUUGAUGCAGAAGAAACUGUGCCUUUAAUUGGUAUGACUGCUAUUGGACUGGACUGGAAAUCACAUGUGGCAUAUAAACUCCCAGAUGAUGGUGCUGUAGUGAGUCAUUUCCACUUUCACACGCCGUAUGAAGUAGAUAAAUCAUCAGCUGACUUGCCUGGUGUUGUCAAGGUUAUUCUAGGCCCUGUAUCCAUUGGAGGUUACGAAGACAUCCGUAGCUUCUUUGUGCUUAAUAGUGUCUUCAAGAUCAUUGCGAAAUGGGCAGAGCAAGAUUACUGGACACAUUUUCGGGGUAUUUUUGGAGUCUGA
Molecule: messenger RNA, 1131 nt
Organism: Pseudogymnoascus destructans
Lineage: Eukaryota; Fungi; Ascomycota; Leotiomycetes; Thelebolales; Thelebolaceae
Exons: 3
Coding region: 1-1131 (376 amino acids)
Source: RefSeq, a predicted model, not a curated record